AUGCUGCAGCCAAGUCUUUUGUCGCUGCUCAUCCACUCUCUACUCAUCUCGCUCGUCUCCACCGCCUCGCCUGUCGGGCGCAAUCGCCAGCGCGACAGCGGAACCGUCUGGGCCACGCCCCACGAUGCCUUUUCUUCUUCGAUAGGCGUCUUGGGAUGCAAGGUCAACACUAAUCGCGUCGCCUACUGGCCCAACUCGGUCGACUGCACAAACAUCUGCAUCGCCCUCACCUACCAAGACCGCACCCUCCACCUCCUCCGCAUCGACCAGUCCGAAGGCGCCUACGACGUCAGCUACGAUGCCUGGAACUACCUCUACACCGGCUACUCUGCCACCGACAAGCCCGCCGCUGGUGGCCCCGUCGAGAUGACCUACAAAGACGUUGACGCUUCCAACUGCAAGGACCUCAUCGAUACGAAGCAUGGCCACCUCCCGCUCAGCGCUGCCAACAGCAUGAACUUCCUCACCAGCUGUCUCGAGCAGAACAAUACCUGGGUCGGCCAGAACUACGUCCUCUACAACAUCCUCGAUUCUCUGUGUACUCUCGGUCGCGACGAAACGUGCGACCUCGACUACCCGAACGCGAACCAAGCUGCCUGCCCACACCAGCUCGGACUCCCAGACAAGCUCGAAAACAUGCCCGUAUACAACAUCAGAUAUCCGAGCGGUGAAAAAGUGAGCGCGUCGGACGGGCAGCCAGCACCAACAGAUGACGAAGAGGAUCUCGGAACCAGUCUCUCCCAACCGAGCGGGAAGACGUUGGCGUUGGUCAUUUUGCUUACAACCUGCCUUGCCUUUGGGGUCUAG
This is a messenger RNA of Fusarium keratoplasticum, 807 nucleotides long. RefSeq lists its product as uncharacterized. Lineage: Eukaryota; Fungi; Ascomycota; Sordariomycetes; Hypocreales; Nectriaceae. The record is from RefSeq and is a predicted model, not a curated record. The transcript has 2 exons. Bases 1 to 807 code for a protein of 268 amino acids.